CUCACAAAUAAAAAAUCAAGUUAAAGCGGAAAGUGUCGUCCCUAAUACAGAGGGGGUAAUCACGUGAUGAUCUAAAGGAAAUCAAGAUGGCGGCGUCCGUUCCGAAACAGACGAAUAUGGCAUCGACCUCAAGCCCUUCAAGCACGGCGCGUCUCUGCACUGAGUGUGGCCGACUGUUCAAAUCAAGGAUAGGCUACAGCCGUCAUAUCAGACAGCACAAUGGACAAGCCCCAUACCGGUGUUGUGGGAAAAUGUUCUUUGACAAGGACAAGCUGAAAAUGCACAGAAAUCAUAUUCACGGAGAGGCGGCCCGCGAGGCAUGUUCACAGUGCGGGAAACUGUUUCGCCAACAGGUGAAAAAGCACGUGACUGUUACACAACGAUAGUACAGGAAACUUUACCUGCGACACGUGUGGUUCACAGUACACGUCAAAACAGGGCCUACAAGACCACAAAGCUAGUCAGCACGAGGAUCGUGCGGCGAAUGCCUGCCAAUGCGGUAAAUAAUACCGACACGCAACAAAUCUGUACAGGCAUACAAAAUCAAAAAAGCACUUAACAUAUGUAUCGAAACAGUUAUAACUAUGUAUAUGCUUUUUAUGUUAUUUUAUGUGUAUUUCCUCUUAAUUAAUUGAUCUCACAUAUUUGGUCUAAUGUUGUUGAAAAUUGUUAUAUAUACUUGAUCUCUUAUACAUUGAUUUAUGUGAUUUAAAGCUGUGAUUUUAUGUUAAUCUCUUUUAUAUAUUGAUUUAUGUGAUUUGAACCUGUGAUUUACUGUUAUAUUGUGCAAUUGACAACCAAUAAUACUCAAAUAUU
Molecule: messenger RNA, 816 nt
Organism: Dreissena polymorpha
Lineage: Eukaryota; Metazoa; Mollusca; Bivalvia; Myida; Dreissenidae
Product: zinc finger protein 2-like
Exons: 3
Coding region: 87-386 (99 amino acids)
Cellular component (GO): nucleus
Source: RefSeq, a predicted model, not a curated record